AUGUCCCUCGCUGUUCUCGCAGCCCUUGCCGCAUUGGCUUCGGCCCAAGUCGUAGACGACUCGCAGUGCGACUGCUACGUGACGGACGGUCCGUUUCCGACCUACUACCUCCAUCACGGCUUCUGGGACUUUCGCUCGCUGUCGCGCUGCGCCGGCGUGCCCGCGGUCCUCCCGGACGUCGCCGGCAACCUCCAGGCCAAAGCGACCUGCUCCUUGUUCGACUGGAGCGACCCCUUUACCCAGUUCUGGGGGCCGCAGCACUGGUCCAACGGAAACCAGACGUUCCCCAUGGUCACGACGUACAACAACCUGUAUAUCGAGCACAACCCGGGCGGCGAGAGCGCCACCUUUCUGACCAUGCGCACCGCGCGCCUGCCCGGCUUCCAGACAGCCGCCGAGCUGCAGUCGAUGAGCAAGGUGGACCACGCCUCGAUCCGGAUGCGCGCCCGCAGCCACGGCGCGCCCGGCGCGUGCACCUCCGUCUUUACCUAUCUCGGCGGCGCCCGCCUCGCCGACGUGCAGGAGAGCGACGUCGAGAUGCUGACGCGCGAGCCGGCCGCCAACACGAUCCACUACACCAACCAGCCAUCGUACCGCGAGGAUGGCAGCACGGUUGCCGGCGCGUCCUACACGGCGACGCUGCCCGGCGGCCGCCGCUGGUCAGACUGGCUCACCCACCGCCUGGACUGGACCCCGGGACGCACCACGUUUGGCGUCGACGGCGGCGAGAGCCACACGCAGACGUUCCAGGCGCCGCGCGAUCCGAGCUUGGUGCUGCUCAACGUGUGGAGCGACGGUGGCGUGUGGACAGGCAAGAUGGCGGCCGGCGGCGAGGCGUUUCAGAAUGUGCAGUGGAUGGAGAUGCUUUAUGACAUUUUGCCAGCAGGGAGGAAGUGUGAGCGAAAGUGCAGCAUUGACAAGUCGCCUGAGAUCGGUAAGCCUAUACGCGUCUAG
Messenger RNA from Cordyceps militaris CM01, 954 nucleotides. RefSeq names its product endo-1,3(4)-beta-glucanase, putative. The record is from RefSeq and is a predicted model, not a curated record. Gene Ontology annotation, biological process: carbohydrate metabolic process. Bases 1 to 954 code for a protein of 317 amino acids. NCBI's taxonomy places the organism in Eukaryota, Fungi, Ascomycota, Sordariomycetes, Hypocreales, Cordycipitaceae. The transcript has a single exon. Gene Ontology annotation, molecular function: hydrolase activity, hydrolyzing O-glycosyl compounds.